Haliotis rufescens (red abalone) is the source of this 2584-nucleotide messenger RNA. RefSeq names its product actin, cytoplasmic-like. The record is from RefSeq and is a predicted model, not a curated record. NCBI's taxonomy places the organism in Eukaryota, Metazoa, Mollusca, Gastropoda, Lepetellida, Haliotidae. The transcript is spliced from 2 exons. Bases 4 to 1479 code for a protein of 491 amino acids.
GUGAUGGUCGGUAUGGGACAGAAGGACAGCUACGUCGGUGACGAGGCUCAGUCAAAGAGAGGUAUUCUCACCCUUAAGUACCCCAUCGAGCACGGUAUAGUCACCAACUGGGACGACAUGGAGAAGAUCUGGCAUCACACCUUCUACAACGUGCUCCGUGUGGCUCCAGAGGAGCACCCCGUUCUCCUGACUGAGGCUCCCCUCGACCCCAAGGCCAACCGUGAAAAGAUGACCCAGAUCAUGUUCGAGACCUUCAACUCUCCAGCUAUGUAUGUGUCCAUCCAGGCUGUCCUGUCUCUGUACGCUUCCGGUCGUACCGAUGGUAUUGUUCUGGACUCUGGUGAUGGUGUCACCCACACUGUUCCCAUCUACGAGGGUUACGCCCUUCCCCACGCAAUCAUUAGACUGGAUCUCGCUGGGCGUGACCUCACAGAAUACCUUAUGAGGAUCCUGACCGAGCGUGGUUACUCCUUCACCACCACUGCCGAGCGGGAAAUCGUCAGGGACAUCAAGGAGAAGUUAGCUUACAUUGCUUUAGACUUUGAACAGGAAAUGCAGACUGCUGCCUCUUCCUCUUCAUUGGAGAAGAGCUACGAGCUUCCCGACGGUCAGGUCAUCACCAUUGGCAACGAGAGGUUCCGUUGUCCAGAGGCCCUCUUCCAGCCUUCCUUCUUGGGUAUGAAAUCUGCUGGUAUCCAUGAAACAACAUACAACUCCAUCAUGAAGUGUGAUGUUGAUAUUCCUAUGUAUGUGUCCAUCCAGGCUGUUCUGUCUCUGUACGCUUCCGGCCGUACCACGGGUAUUGUCCUUGACUCUGGUGAUGGUGUCACCCACACUGUUCCCAUCUACGAGGGUUACGCCCUUCCCCACGCCAUCAUGAGACUGGAUCUCGCUGGGCGUGACCUCACAGACUACCUCAUGAAGAUCCUGACCGAGCGUGGUUACUCCUUCACCACCACUGCCGAACGAGAAAUCGUCAGGGAUAUCAAAGAAAAAUUAGCUUACGUUGCUUUAGACUUUGAACAGGAAAUGCAGACUGCUGCCUCUUCCUCUUCAUUGGAGAAGAGCUACGAGCUUCCCGACGGUCAGGUCAUCACCAUUGGCAACGAGAGGUUCCGUUGUCCAGAGGCUCUCUUCCAGCCACCCUUCUUGGGAAUGGAAUCUGCUGGUAUCCACGAAACAUCAUACAACUCCAUCAUGAAGUGUGAUGUUGAUAUUCGUAAAGACUUGUAUGCCAACAUUGUUCUCUCAGGAGGCAGCACCAUGUUUCCGGGAAUCGCAGACAGAAUGCAGAAGGAGAUCACAGCCCUUGCCCCCAGCACAAUGAAGAUCAAGAUCAUCGCUCCUCCAGAGAGAAAAUACUCCGUCUGGAUCGGUGGCUCCAUCCUUGCCUCUCUGUCCACCUUCCAGCAGAUGUGGAUCAGCAAGCAGGAGUACGAUGAGUCUGGCCCGUCCAUUGUUCACAGGAAGUGUUUUUAGGGACUGACGUUGGACACGAUAGGGACAUUUUAGCGAACAUUUUUCGUCAUUAACAAGACCACUAUGAAGUAUUUUUAUUCUGAUUGUUGUCCCAAAUUGAAGAUACCGAGGACGAACUGUUUUGUUUUUUGAAAUGAAAAUUGCACCAGGACUCCAGAGAUUUUGAAUAUUUACUUAAUGUUGUUCAUUCUCAUUGGGUAUUGACAGUUUUCUUUGGGUAUGUGCAGCAUGCUUACAGCUUUUUCUCCAUGCAAUUCCUCCCAGUUUGGUUUCAAGAUGCUCUAUUUUCGCGACAAGUCACCAAAUUUUGUGUUUGGGUGCAAUAAACUAGUGUAAGGUCAAUAUUCACAGUUAGCAAUGACAUUUAUAUUGAGUUCAAGCCUUCAACUUUAAUAACAGUCAAGUUUGAAAAACAGUUUUCAGCUAUGCGUUUCUUUUUUUGACCAGUAUAUACUACUCCCUUGGGUCCAGCCCAUUGGUUAGUUUUCAAAGUUACAAAAAGUUUUGUAACGGAUGGUUGUUGUACAUUAUGCACUACAAUAUAGUUCGUGUGUGCCUUUAUUAGAUUAGUUAAUACAUUUGUGUUAGGGAAUACAGUUAGCCAAACUGAAACGGCUACAUUGGAUAAUUAUGGUUAAUUGUGUUUUUGAUUUUCAUGCGCAUUGGUACGUAAGCAACUCAAAAUUUAGUGGUUAAUGCUGAUUUAUGUAUGCAAAUAUGCAUCGUAUCUGGAGCUCUGAUUGCUCUUAAUAUUCAAAAUAUGAUUACUAUUUUACAUUUGAUCUGUUUAUCUCUUCUUAGAUGAGAGCGUUAUAUAUCCUGAUCCCUCUUUAUCCCCCGCAGCGAAGUGGAGCGGGGGAGGAUAUGGGAGCGUAGUUCGUCCGUCCUUCCAUUUCUCACCGACUAUUUAAGUUCGAGAAAUUAACUUUAUAACACUGAUGUUACUGGUCGUGAUCCUAAAUGAAUUCGAAAAUUUGUAUCUUAAAUUCAUUUUGUACAGAUUUAUGACCCUUGCUCCAUGCUUUUCAACUGGUUAAAUGGGGACAUGUUUUAUCAGAAACUACUGAAGUUUCAUGUACAUGAAUAAAAAGCUUAUCCAAGAGAA